This is a messenger RNA of Bipolaris maydis ATCC 48331, 1337 nucleotides long. Its product is annotated as glycoside hydrolase. NCBI's taxonomy places the organism in Eukaryota, Fungi, Ascomycota, Dothideomycetes, Pleosporales, Pleosporaceae. The record is from RefSeq and is a predicted model, not a curated record.
CCUCACGCUCCAGCAAGCAAGUCAUUCUUUCCGCAGUCAGUCUUUGACCAGUCACUCUUUCAUAGCCAGGUGCUAUCAAAAACUCGCUCUUCGUCAUUCUUUUUAUACCCUUUUGCGUUAUCUCGCCAUCAAUACCCUCAACAAACCGUUUUUUGUAAAUUACCGCCAUUAUGUCCAUGUCCAAGAUCUUCCAGACCACUGCAUUUGUCGCAGCCCUCAUCUCCACCGUUGCGGGCCACACUUCUGUUGAAAAGUUCGAGGCUGGAGGUAAGACUUAUGAAGGCUACCGUCAGGCGAGCAAGGUCGAUCCUGGUAACCAGUCUCCUGCUUGGUGGACGGCCCAAGGCUGGGGAUACCAGCCCGUAUAUGGCGACAAAAUUGCGCACCCCGACAUCAUUGCUCACAAGGACGCCUCCCCCUCGCCUUACACUGUUCCAGUCCCCGCUGGAUCUGAUGUCACUUUCCACUGGCACCACGAAGGCAGCUGUGGCGGCGGCGAAGAGGGCUGGGACUGCUCCCACCAUGGCUGGACUGCCACUUACCUCGCCCCUUGCAACGGCGACUGUGCCAAGGUCGACAAGACGACUCUCCAGUUCUUCAAGAUCCACGAGUCCGCCCUGAUCGACUACCGCAAGGGCCGCUACUCGUCUGGCUCACCCCAAGAACAAACCGGUUACUGGGGCACCGACGCCAUCUUCUACGACAACGGCAACACUCAGAAAGUCAAGAUCCCAUCUGACAUUCCCAGCCAAAACUACGUCCUCCGAACCGAGGUUGUCUCCAUCCACAACAAUGGUGAUGUCAGCAACCGUCAGUUCUGGCCGCAAGCCUUCAACAUCAAGGUUACUGGAGGUAAGAAUGGCGCCAAGGUCCCUGCUGGAAAGAAGGGUACCGAGCUGUACAAGGCCAGCGACCCGCUCCUCAAGUGGGACCUUUACUGGCACAAGGCUGGCCAGACUGCUCCUGAUGCUCCUGGACCUCAAAUCGCAUCUGUUGCUUCCAGCAACUCCAGGCGCCACGCCAGGGACUUUUCUUCUUAGAUAACUUCUUCAUCUUUCUUCAAGCCUUCUUUUAUGGGCAUGAUUUCGGGUGGACUAUGACCUGAGCUCUAGGGUCAAGACAAAAACGGAAAACGGCACGAAUUUGCUUCGGUAACGGUGUUUGACGCACUAUUCUUCUUCUUAUGUUCCUUUGUGGAACUGGUUUUGAGAACACGACGCUUGCGGCACGAUCUCAUGAUUUUUCUUCUUCUCUAUAGAUAUUUAUCCUUCAUCCCAGCGGAUGUCAAUGCAAAUGAAAAUGCAUGUUCUGAGCUUCGAGCUUAAUUUGAACAUUGU